AUGUUGAAACGCUCUGUAUCCUUCUUACCUACCGAUCAAAUCAGCACAGCCGAGACCCUGAGCCAGAAACAGGGCACGCUGAUCAAGAUCAGAGACCAGAAUCUCGUGCAGUACCUCGCUUCCGACAUCAACACCAAACGAGCUGAUAUCAUUCUCAUCAUCUGCGCGUUUGUUAGUGGUCUGGUCGAUGGCGUCUCGUUCACUGCCUGGGGCAGUUUCGCAAGCAUGCAAACGGGAAACUCGGUCUUCAUCGCCCUCGGCGCCUCCGGCCAACCGCAAUACCCAGACUACCUCUGGGCCAAAUCACUCAUCUCGGUGGCCACAUUCGUCAUCAGCAACAUCUUCUUUAGCCGCUUCAUGCGCUUUCUCGGCCCCAGGCGUCGGGUGACAAACAUCAUUUGCUUCCUGCUUCAAUCUCUUGCUCUGCUUGUAGCUGCUCUGCUGGUCCACGUGCACGUUGUAUCGCCACGAGCAGAAAACCCGCGCGCACCCAUAGCAUGGAUGCAGGUUUUGCCGAUCAGUCUGCUUGCAUUCCAGGCCGCGGGACAGAUUGUUGCUAGUCGCACGCUGGGGUACGAUGAAAUUCCAACGGUGGUACUGACAACGUUGUUGUGUGAUUUGUUAAUUGACCAGCGAUUAUUCGCGGCGGACAACCCUAAGAGAAACCGCAGGGUGGCGUGCUUCGUCACGCUCAUACUAGGCGCGAUGACGGCGGGCGGGUUGUACAGCCUGACGAAUGUAAGUGCCAGUUUGUGGUUGGCGUUUGCAUUAAAGGGAGGAAUUACUCUGUGCUGGGCGUUUUGGGAAAGCAGUCCAAAGAUGCAGGACGACGAACAAGGGCAAGUAUGA
Molecule: messenger RNA, 849 nt
Organism: Talaromyces marneffei
Lineage: Eukaryota; Fungi; Ascomycota; Eurotiomycetes; Eurotiales; Trichocomaceae
Exons: 2
Coding region: 1-849 (282 amino acids)
Source: RefSeq, a predicted model, not a curated record